Heterostelium album PN500 is the source of this 1008-nucleotide messenger RNA. It is a transcript of the gene rnrB-2, whose product is annotated as ribonucleoside-diphosphate reductase small subunit. The record is from RefSeq and is a predicted model, not a curated record. Gene Ontology annotation, molecular function: oxidoreductase activity. The transcript has a single exon. Gene Ontology annotation, biological process: deoxyribonucleotide biosynthetic process. Bases 1 to 1008 code for a protein of 335 amino acids. Lineage: Eukaryota; Evosea; Eumycetozoa; Acytosteliales; Acytosteliaceae.
AUGCAAACAAUUAUAGAGGAACCAAUUUUGAAAGAGAACAAAGAUAGAUUUGUUUUGUUCCCCAUUAAAUAUGCAGAUAUCUGGCAAAUGUAUAAGAAGGCAGAGGCAUCGUUCUGGACAGCAGAGGAGAUCGACUUGGCCGGUGACAUUGGUGACUGGGAGAAUAAAUUGAAUGAUAACGAGCGUCACUUUAUUACCAAUGUUUUGGCAUUCUUUGCUGCCUCUGACGGUAUCGUCAAUGAGAACUUGGCCACCAAGUUCAUGUCUGAAGUCCAAAUUCCAGAGGCACGUUGCUUCUACGGAUUCCAAAUCGCCAUCGAGAAUAUCCAUUCUGAGACCUACAGUUUGCUGAUCGACACCUACAUCAAAGACUCUGAAACCAAGCGUAAUAUCUUCCACGCUAUCGACACCAUACCGGCCGUCAAGAAAAAGGCAGACUGGGCACUCCGUUGGAUUUCCAACUCGAAAUCGUUUGCUGAGCGUCUCGUUGCCUUUGCCGCCGUAGAAGGAAUCUUUUUCAGUGGAUCUUUCUGCUCGAUCUUUUGGCUCAAGAAACGUGGUCUAAUGCACGGACUCACCUUCUCCAACGAGUUGAUCAGCAGAGACGAGGGUCUCCACUGCGACUUUGCCUGUCUGCUCUACCAGAAGCUCCAGAACAAGCUGGACAACAACACCAUUGAGACUAUCAUCCGUGAUGCCGUCGCUUGCGAGAAAGAGUUUAUCACAGAGUCAUUGCCAGUCGAUCUGAUCGGAAUGAACAGCAGAUCGAUGUCACAGUACAUUGAGUUUUGUGCCGAUCGUCUACUACUCUCUUUGGGCUACAAGAAGAUUUACAACUCAUCAAACCCAUUCGAUUGGAUGGAAAUGAUCUCACUGCAGAGAAAGACCAACUUCUUCGAAGGUAAAGUUUCUGAAUAUCAAAAAUCUGGUGUCGCCAAACAAGGUCAACCAAGUACUUCAGCAAACCCAAACCAACAACGUAAAUUCGUUUUGGAUGAAGAUUUCUAA